CUUUUCUUUCUUCUUUGUAUAAGAUAUGCUUUGUCAUCUAUUAUACUUAGUGAUUGGUAUAAUAUCAUCCGUUAUUGGUAUCGAACAAGUUGGUAUCAAUUCAUUGCCUGCAAGUAAUCCAGUCAAACAGCCAUGGAUUUGGCCUUUGCCACAAUAUUGGACUAGAGGUCAUUUCACUUUGAAUGUGUCUCGUCUCGAGUUUGAGUAUGAUCAUCACAAUAGUAUUUUGAAAAAGGCCAUCCAUCGUUACACCAAAGAUAUUUUUUAUCUCAAAGAUGAUUAUCCUAUGAUUCCUUAUAACUGGACUACUACUGAUUCAUCCAUCCAUGGUCGUUUGAAUAAUGUGAAAAUAGAAUUGGAUCAUCCUGAUGAUACUCUUCUUGAUUUAAAUACAGAUGAAUCCUAUGAAUUGACUAUUCCCUCUACCCAUCAUGUCAUCAUCAUCAAGGCAAAAAAUGUUUUUGGUGCUUUACAUGCCUUGGAAACAUUAUCUCAAAUCAUCCAAUGGUCUCCAGUUCAUCAAGUUCAUGUGAUUCCUAAUGCACCUUGGUCUAUUAAGGAUUAUCCCAAAUAUGCUUAUCGUGGUUUAUUGUUGGAUACUUCUCGUCAUUAUUAUACAACUGAUGAUAUUAAAAAAGUGAUUGAAACCAUGUCAUGGAAUAAAUUCAAUGUAUUUCAUUGGCAUAUGCUUGAUUCUACCUCUUUCCCUUAUCAAUCCAAAGCAUAUCCUCAAUUAGCUGAAAAGGGAGCCUAUAGUCCUCGACAUGUUUAUUCAGCCAAAGAUAUUAAAGAAAUUGUCCAAUUUGCCAAAGACCGUGGUGUUCGAGUGAUACCUGAAAUAGAAGCUCCUGGUCAUUCUACAUCGUGGGGUUAUGGUCUACCUGAAAUAGUAUCUUGUCUCGACGUGGUACCUUAUACUGGAUAUACUGUUCAACCUCCAUCAGGACAAUUAAAUAUUGCUAGCAAGAAAACCAGAAAAGUGAUUCAUACCAUCAUCGAUGAAUUUGCUCAACUUUUCCCUGAUAGUUAUUUCCAUGCUUCUGGUGAUGAAGUAGUAUAUGGUUGCUGGACAAAUGAUACCUACGUAGCUGAUUACUUGAAAAAACAUGAUAUGACUAUUCAAGAAUUAUUCAGUGAGUUUGUGAUGGACAUGCAAGAUUAUAUUCGUUCAAAGAACAAGACAGUGAUCACUUGGCAAGAAAGUGUAUUGGAAUACAAUCUUACUUUACCAAAGGAUACUAUUGUUCAAGUAUGGGUUGGUUCUCCUGGUGUCAAGGCUGCAACUGAAAAAGGUUAUCGUACCAUUGUAUCUUCAAGUGAUUAUUGGUAUCUUGAUGUUGGUUUUGGCAAACCUCGUAGUAAUCCUUAUCCUGACGUUCCUGGUGCCGGUUUUAAUCAUUGGAAUAGAAUGUAUUCUUAUGAUAUGCGUGCUAAUCUUACUUCACAAGAAGCUGAUUUAAUCAUUGGAGCAGAAACUGCUCUGUGGGGUGAACUUGUGGACCAUACUAAUUUUGAAAGUCGAAUUUGGCCUCGUGCAUCCACUGUGGCUCAUGUACUUUGGUCUGGUUAUGAGACACCUAAAGGGGAAAAACUGACAAGUGCAGAUGCUAUUCUUCGUUUAUUCCCUUGGAGAGAAAGGAUGUUAUUGCGUGGUACUAUGGCUUCUCCUCUUAAUCAAGGUUUUUGUACAAGAAAUCCUUUAGAUUGCUUCCAACCUUCUGAAUCCACUUUACCUCAAUAA
Molecule: messenger RNA, 1741 nt
Organism: Halteromyces radiatus
Lineage: Eukaryota; Fungi; Mucoromycota; Mucoromycetes; Mucorales; Cunninghamellaceae
Product: glycoside hydrolase superfamily
Exons: 5
Coding region: 26-1741 (571 amino acids)
Biological process (GO): carbohydrate metabolic process; glycosaminoglycan metabolic process
Cellular component (GO): membrane
Molecular function (GO): beta-N-acetylhexosaminidase activity
Source: RefSeq, a predicted model, not a curated record